Molecule: messenger RNA, 1133 nt
Organism: Wasmannia auropunctata (little fire ant)
Lineage: Eukaryota; Metazoa; Arthropoda; Insecta; Hymenoptera; Formicidae
Gene: RFeSP
Product: cytochrome b-c1 complex subunit Rieske, mitochondrial
Exons: 4
Coding region: 90-917 (275 amino acids)
Biological process (GO): mitochondrial electron transport, ubiquinol to cytochrome c
Cellular component (GO): membrane
Molecular function (GO): quinol-cytochrome-c reductase activity; 2 iron, 2 sulfur cluster binding
Source: RefSeq, a predicted model, not a curated record
GCCGCGGCGCAGAACGAUAGCAUUUCCCAGUUGCCUGGCUCCCGAAUGUCUCGUCCCGUUUAUUGUCACGAACGUGUUUAGCGUAAAGUAUGAACGUGAUCGCGAAGUCGACGACCAUCGCGCCGUUCCUGCGGGCGACGGCGACCGUCGUCUCGAACGGGGGGCUACCCGUGGCCGCGACCGGUAAAGUUCAGAAGCCAAAGAUUGCCGUGCCCCAACCUGUCAGACGGAGACUCCAGCAGACCACCUAUCAGGAUCUUCUCGUCGGACCUACGUGCAUAAGCUCGGGAGUCACAGUCAGCACGCAGGUGCAUCAGCGACGUUUGGCGCACACCGACAUUCAGUGGCCAGAUUUCUCCCAUUAUCGCCAAGAUGAGGUACAGGAUCCAAAUUCAAAGUCGCGGGACAGUGCGCCGAACCGAAAGGGCGUCUCCUAUAUUGUCGCAGCUGGUGGUACCGUGGCAGGUGUCUACGGCGCUAAGGUAUUCGUGCACGGUAUCGUAGGAAUGCUAAGCGCAUCGGCCGACGUGCUCGCCAUGUCGAAGAUUGAGAUAAAGCUCGAUUCUAUCCCCGAGGGCAAGAGCGCUGUCUUCAAAUGGCGCGGAAAGCCUCUGUUUGUACGACACAGAAAUCAAUCAGAAAUCACAACGGAAACUCAGGUGGACGUUGCGAGCCUCCGCGAUCCGGAGGAGGACAGCGUUCGCGUGAAGGACCCCAAGUGGCUGGUCGUCCUGGGCGUUUGCACGCACCUGGGAUGCGUGCCCAUCGCCAACGCGGGAGACUUCGGCGGUUACUAUUGCCCGUGCCACGGGUCGCACUACGACGCCAGCGGCAGGAUUAGAAAGGGUCCGGCCCCGCUGAACCUCGAAGUGCCGCCCUACGAGUUCACCGAGGGCAAUGUGCUCGUUGUUGGUUAAUGACUAUUCGCGAUAUCUGUAGUCAAAUAAUAAAAUAAUUUAUGAUAUAGGAUGCUCCGGGUGAUGCGGAACGCCUUGUUACUGUCAACGCGAAGAAGAAAAAAAAAUGCGUUUUGUAUAUUUCUUGAGAUUUACUGGAGAACAAUUCGUUGGAACAUCGCGCGUCGAUGCAGCGCGAUCGCUGUAUCGGAUUUAGAAUAAAACGUCAAGCGAAAA